AUGACCUACUGCGCCUCCAGUGAAAGAUGGCAAAGACAGGGAGGUACCUCGCUGAGUACUGCAUUAAAUGCAGGCUUUUAUGAAGAAAUUCGAAUCAUCCUGAUUGGAAAAACAGGAAAUGGGAAGAGUGCAUCGGGAAACACCAUCCUACGACGUGAUGCUUUUAGAUCUGAGCCUUCUCCGUGCUCUGUGACGUCAGAGUGCGCAAAGGCCGGAGGAGUGGUGAAUGGAUGCAGGCUUACGUUGAUUGACACUCCAGGAAUUUAUGAUACAAUGUACACACAAGCUGAAAUGAUGAGAAAACUUAAAAAAUACAUCUCUCUCUCAGCUCCUGGUCCCCAUGUGUUCCUGAUUGUGUUCAGAUUGGGCAGAUUUACAAGGGAGGAUCGGAAAACUCUUGAACUCCUGCGUCUGGUUUUUGGUAGACAAGCUGUAGCUUGCUGGAUGGUUCUCUUCACACAUGGUGAGCAGCUGGGGCACACAACAAUUGAAGAAUAUUUUAGCAGAUCUGAACAACUGAGCAACUUGAUUGCACAAUGCAACUGGAGGUACCACGUCCUCAGUAAUACAGUUCCUGAUAACCGUCAAGUAAUUCGGCUGAUUGAAAAAGUAAAACGUAUGGUGCGUAACAACAGAGGAACAUUUUACACAAAAGACAUGCUCCAGGAGGAAGAGAGAGCAACCCGAAGACGAAUGGAGCAGAAUAUGAGAGCCAAAGCUGAGCAGAAGCGCAGAGACGAAGAAAAACUGAAGACAAGAAUUCAGGGAGAACUGCUGCAGAAAGAGCUUCAGUGGCACGAUGAAGAGUAUGUGAGAAAACCCAGAGACAAGGCAGAAAAGAAGAACAGAUUAGUUAAACCUGGCAUCAUUGUAAAAGGAGCUGAAAUAGGCAGUGCAAUUGGUGCUGCUGUAGUUGUUGGAGGCCCUAUUUGCAUGGGUGUUGGAGCAGCAGUGGGUGGAGCCAUUGGGGCUGUAGUGGGACUAGUGAUACCAGCGGGAGUGAAAGGAGUAAAAGCUCUGAAAAACAAGUGCUUUUAUAUAUAG
Messenger RNA from Pelmatolapia mariae (spotted tilapia), 1044 nucleotides. Its product is annotated as GTPase IMAP family member 9-like. The transcript is spliced from 2 exons. Lineage: Eukaryota; Metazoa; Chordata; Actinopteri; Cichliformes; Cichlidae. The record is from RefSeq and is a predicted model, not a curated record. The coding region runs from base 1 to 1044 and encodes 347 amino acids. Gene Ontology annotation, molecular function: GTP binding.